Messenger RNA from Cucurbita maxima (winter squash), 2320 nucleotides. RefSeq names its product nodulation-signaling pathway 1 protein. Bases 468 to 2240 code for a protein of 590 amino acids. Gene Ontology annotation, molecular function: sequence-specific DNA binding; DNA-binding transcription factor activity. Gene Ontology annotation, cellular component: nucleus. Gene Ontology annotation, biological process: regulation of DNA-templated transcription. The record is from RefSeq and is a predicted model, not a curated record. Lineage: Eukaryota; Viridiplantae; Streptophyta; Magnoliopsida; Cucurbitales; Cucurbitaceae. The transcript has a single exon.
ACAACAAUUGGAAAUAAAAUAAGACUAAGAAUAUAUGCUUUUUUUAGGAUUUAAGGCCUCCAAAAAGGGGUUUGGAGAUAUGUUUCAAUUUUUUAAGAACAAAAAACUAAGACGAUCAAAGCCUCAAGAACAGUAGAAAACCAAAGACUUUGGCAAAGCUCAAAACCAUGGCUAAAAGUUUAAAAGAUUCCUCCACCAAAUCCCAUUCAUGGAUUCCAACCACCACUGCAUAUUUUUUCACAAUACAAAAGAAUGAUGAGUUAACUAACAACCCAGACUGAGGAAGAGACAGUGCCCGACUUUUUCAUUUCGACUUUAAAAUACCUAAACCAAACAUCAAAUCCUCCAAAAGAACAGCACAAAUAGCUUAGAAAAUACCCCACCGUUGUCUGUUUAUGGAGGUUGUAAGUGACCCCUUGCCUUAUUUUAAUGCAAACAAUAUUGGCUCUAUCCUAAUCUUUUAGUCAAUGAGCCUCCACCCAAAACCCAGCAACCCCUUGAACUCCAUUUUUCUCCCUCCCUCCCCUCAUCAAAAGGAUAUCUUCUCUUUCCCUCUCUGUCUGAAAUACUUUUCACCAAGAAAAAUGACCAUUGAAGAACCAGGUGCAAACCACCCUUCAGAUCAUAUAUUGGAUUGGUUAGCGGAUUCAGUUCCUUUCUUUUCUUCCCCGUUCCCGGAUGAUUCCUACAACUCUAGCUCUAUAAACUGCUAUCAAUGGUGGGAUGAGAACCAAGACAUAGGCCAAGAUCUGAUUAAUGGCUGUCUAAGCAGUUCCCCCACCACUGUCAGUACUAAACCACCUAACACUUCCACUUCCCAUCACUUGACGCCAUCUGAUUUGACUAAGAAAAGAAAAGCUCCGGAUGAUACAGUUCAUAAACCAUCGCAAACCCAACAGAAUCAGAGGAAGAACCAGAACAAUCAGAGCAAAAAUGGUGCAGAUAAAGGCAGUGGAGCUGUUGAAGGUGUGACUGUGAUAAAGAAAUCAGUGGGGAACAAAAGGAAUUCAUCAAAAGCCACAGGGAAUAACAAUCAUAAUGGAAGUAACAAGGAAGGAAGGUGGGCAGAGCAAUUGCUAAAUCCUUGUGCUAAUGCUAUCAUAAAAGGGGAUGCAACAAGAGUACAUCACCUUCUUUGUGUUCUUCAAGAGCUCGCCUCGCCCACCGGCGAUGCUAACCACCGGCUCGCCGCCUAUGGUCUCCGAGCUUUGGCCCAUUACCUGUCCUCCAAUUCUUCAUGCUAUUCUUCUUCUUCCACAGUUGCGCCGGUUACUUUUGCUUCGACGGACCUUCGAUUCUUUCAGAGGUCGUUGAUUAAAUUCCACGAGGUGAGUCCAUGGUUUGCUUUUCCGAAUAACAUCGCAAAUUCUUCGAUUCUCCACAUUCUCUCUGAAGAACCUAAUCGCUCGCGCAAUCUUCACAUUCUUGAUAUCGGGGUUUCUCAUGGUGUGCAAUGGCCGACGCUGCUCGAGGCCUUAACUCGCCGCUCCGGUGGACCCCCGCCGCUAAUUCGCCUCACAGUCAUCGCUCCAACCGUCGAACAUGAUCAAAAUGCAGAGACGCCGUUUUCGAUUGGUCCACCGGGAGACAACAUCUCCUCUCGGCUUCUUAGCUUCGCGAAAUCAUUAAACAUCAAUUUACAGAUCAACCGCCUCGACAAUCGCUCGCUACAGAGUUUCAAUUCGCAAGUAAUCGGCAAGUUACCGGACGAAAUCUUAAUCGUUUGCGCACAGUUCAGACUCCACCAAUUGAAACACUACGCUCCAGACGAAAGAUUCGAGUUCUUACAAAACCUAAGAAAGAUAGAACCGAAAGCUGUGAUUCUAAGCGAAAACAACAUGGCAUGUAGCUGUAACAACUGUGGAAAUUUCGACACCGGAUUCACAAGAAAAGUUGAAUACCUAUGGAGAUUCCUGGAUUCAACAAGCUCCGCAUUCAAAGGUCGAGAAAGCGAGGAAAGAAAGGUGAUGGAAGGCGAAGCCGCAAGGGGGCUGACGAACCAAGGCGAAAUGAACGAGGAAAUGGAAAAAUGGUGCGAAAGAAUGAGAAAUGCUGGAUUUGCAAGAAAGUUGUUCGGUGAAGACACCAUUGAUACGGCUCGAGCUUCAAUGAGAAGGUAUGAUAACAACUGGGAGAUGAGAGUUGAAGAGAAAGAUGGAUGCGUAGGGCUAUGGUGGAAAGGGCAACCUGUUUCGUUUUGUUCAUUUUGGAAGUUGGGGAUGAAAUCCAAUGGCGGUUGAAACUGUUCAAAGCUUUUCCUUCUUUUGUUUUGCGCAGUAAUUUCCAAUGCAGAGUUCUUGAAGCACUUGAUUUCUGGCAA